AAACUUCUCGAUAGAAAUUUUCUUGCCUCGAACGACCCCAUUACUGCGCAACGCAAGAGGCAAAGCGCUGGAUCGGCCCAAGACGCUCACGUGUAAGAAGCGCCACCUUUCCCGUACCAUGCCGAGACUUGGCCGCCCCCCCACGUUCCGGACUGCUCUCUUUUCAUUGAGACGGAGCAACGUGUGAUCAGUUUGCCUUGUUAAUUGCCAUGUCUAACAUGUAUUAUUUAACGUGGGCUGUCUAGUCAUGUGUUGGGACUGCUUCUGGUCUAAGCCUCACACAGUACCUAGAUAGUUUGUUUCACUGUUGUUUGCGCGAAUUUUUAGAUGCGGCCUUGGGCGCGCUGAGCCAUUGAACAAACGAGGAAGAGAAGAGACGUAGCGAAAGAGGGCCCUACUUCUGGCUGGAAGUCAACAUUGGAGACCAAAGAGCAGGUCAAUCGAAUCUCCAGCCAUCGCUUGUGCUUGUAUAUAGGGUAUUUCCAUGCAUGGUACAUGCGCAUGUUUACUUAGAAGUCGUUGUAUUACGCAAUACGAAAGACUGUUAUAAUGUCUCUACGUGUCAAUUCACUCACAUUCUAUUGGUAAAUGUCAGUUCCUGUCGACCGUUUCGAAAUUUCAUAUCCAAGAAAACAUUUCCUUCCUACGACUUUCACUUGGAGGUGCAGGGCAUCUUAGCGUCGUUGCUCCUCCCUCUUUUCAUGAUAAAUAAACAGUCCCCGACCCCAAAAACCCACCCUCUACAACUGCAGUACAUCUCUCACGACUACUCCACGUUACCAACAGGUGCAGUUUGCGACGAGAUGGAUGACCAUCUUUCAGGACUCGACCCGACUACUAUCGAAGAGGCGAUGAAAGCUCUCACUUGCACACAGGCAGCCUCAAUGGUAGAAGAGAACCUCAGCUUUACCCGGUCUGGAACUUUUGCUUUCCUCAGCCUACCAGGAGAACUGCGGAACCGAAUCUAUGAGCUUCUCCUCGUCGACACGCGCGGUCCGGACGACUUCUGCGACACAGUCAUCCUCGUCAAUGACCUCAACCG
Messenger RNA from Cucurbitaria berberidis CBS 394.84, 1042 nucleotides. RefSeq lists its product as uncharacterized. NCBI's taxonomy places the organism in Eukaryota, Fungi, Ascomycota, Dothideomycetes, Pleosporales, Cucurbitariaceae. The transcript is spliced from 3 exons. The annotation marks the transcript as partial. The record is from RefSeq and is a predicted model, not a curated record.